Messenger RNA from Rattus rattus (black rat), 7022 nucleotides. It is a transcript of the gene Slk, whose product is annotated as STE20 like kinase. The transcript is spliced from 18 exons. Gene Ontology annotation, biological process: protein phosphorylation. Gene Ontology annotation, molecular function: protein binding; ATP binding; protein serine/threonine kinase activity. The record is from RefSeq and is a predicted model, not a curated record. Lineage: Eukaryota; Metazoa; Chordata; Mammalia; Rodentia; Muridae. Bases 309 to 3920 code for a protein of 1203 amino acids.
GCGGGCCGCGGGCGUCCGCGCCGCUCGGACCCGUGCGGCCCGGUGCGGGGCGGAGGCGAGCGCCCGGGCAGGUGCAGCCUCCGAGGUCCACCAGCGAGGUGCCCACCGCGCCGCUUGGCCCGUCCCGGCUCGCAGCGGCCGCGCGCCCCCCUCUGGGGCCGGAGCCCGGUCGGCGCCCCGCCUUCUCCGGGGAGCGCCGGGCGGGAGCGGCCCGGACCCCAGGCUCGCGCGGGAGACGACGCGCCACAAACUUUGCCUUUUAUUGUUCCUAGCCCUUUAAGUGCAAGGGGCUCUGUUGGGCUGGAAAAAUGUCCUUCUUCAAUUUCCGUAAGAUCUUCAAGUUGGGGAGCGAGAAGAAGAAGAAACAGUACGAACACGUGAAGAGAGACCUGAACCCCGAGGAGUUUUGGGAGAUUAUCGGAGAGCUGGGCGACGGAGCCUUUGGGAAAGUGUAUAAGGCCCAGAAUAAGGAGACCAAUGUUUUAGCUGCUGCAAAGGUGAUUGACACCAAAUCUGAAGAAGAACUUGAAGAUUAUAUGGUUGAGAUUGACAUAUUAGCAUCUUGUGAUCACCCAAACAUAGUCAAGCUUCUAGAUGCCUUCUAUUAUGAGAACAAUCUUUGGAUCCUCAUUGAAUUUUGUGCAGGGGGAGCAGUAGAUGCCGUGAUGCUUGAACUUGAGAGACCAUUAACUGAGUCCCAAAUUCAAGUAGUUUGCAAGCAGACAUUAGAGGCGUUGAAUUACCUACAUGACAAUAAAAUCAUCCACAGAGAUCUAAAAGCUGGCAAUAUUCUUUUUACCUUAGAUGGAGACAUUAAAUUAGCGGAUUUUGGAGUGUCAGCUAAGAAUACCAGGACAAUUCAAAGGAGGGAUUCAUUUAUUGGCACACCGUAUUGGAUGGCUCCUGAAGUCGUCAUGUGUGAGACAUCGAAGGACAGACCCUAUGACUACAAAGCGGACGUUUGGUCCCUGGGAAUCACUUUAAUAGAAAUGGCUGAGAUAGAGCCGCCUCAUCAUGAGCUAAACCCAAUGCGAGUGCUGCUGAAAAUAGCAAAGUCGGAGCCCCCCACACUAGCACAGCCAUCCAGAUGGUCUUCAAAUUUUAAGGACUUUCUAAAGAAAUGCUUGGAAAAGAAUGUGGAUGCGCGGUGGACCACAUCCCAGCUGUUACAGCAUCCCUUUGUUACCGUUGAUUCCAACAAACCAGUCCGAGAGUUGAUUGCUGAGGCGAAGGCUGAAGUAACAGAAGAAGUUGAAGAUGGCAAAGAGGAAGAUGAUGAUGAUGAGACAGAGAAUGCUCUGCCAAUACCUGCGAAUAAACGCGCCUCCUCUGACCUCAGCAUUGCCAGCUCUGAGGAAGAUAAGCUUUCACAAAAUGCUUGUAUUUUGGAAUCUGUGUCAGAAAGAACAGAACACAAUACUUCUGGGGAUAAAUUUAGCAACAAAGUUCUUAGUGAGAAGCCUACUCCUGAGGGACCUGAGAAGGCUGUGGAUGUGGAUGAGCCUGCAAAUGAUGUUAACUUAGAAACUGUGGCUGAACCAAAUGACCAAGCGGUAGGACUCCAUGAGAAUGGGAGAGAGAAGAAAAGACCCAAACUGGAAAGUCAACCAGAUACAGAAGACCAGCAAACUGUGGAUGUUAAUUCAGUCGGUGAAGGAAAUGACAGUAAUAGAGUAAUUUUAGAAACAAACACUGAUUGUCUGAAACCAGAGGAAGACAGAAAUGAAGAAAACCAAGAGAUAAUUGAGAAUAAACUUACACAAUCUGAAGAAAUUAAAGAUAUACAUAUUCAAACAAUGGACUUAGUUUCUCAAGAGACUGGAGAAAAAGAGGCAGAUUUUCAGGCAAUUGACAAUGAAGUUGGGUUUACAAAGGAAGAAACCCAAGAGAAAUUGGGAAAAGAUGAUGAAACUCAAAAAGUUGUGAUCAGCGAUAUAAGCAGUGAGGUUGGAACAGACGAGGCUCCAGGUGAUACCCAGAAGGCUGCUGAGCAGAGCCAGGAUGCAGAGGGUGGGGCUGGGGAAGAAGCCCUGGAGCCUGCCCAGACACCAACAGAGAAGCCCACAGAGGGCCCUGAGGCUCAUGGUGCUGAGGAAGAGCCUCGUAGUGGAGAGAGAGUAGAGGAGAAGCAGCUAGAGCAGCAGCCUGCAGUGUGUGAAGGUGAGGGACAGGUAACCAGCACUUCAGAGAGCACACGGGCAGCCACGGAGGAACUGGAGACUGACGAAGUUGAGCAAGUCAGCGAGUCAAAUAGCACUGAGGAACUAGAGAGACUUGGAGUUACUGGUGCUGAGGAACAGGCGCUCGGGAGCAAAGGGGAGGCUGCUACGGAGGUAGAUUUGGAGAGAGAAGAAAAUGCACAGGAACUGCCAGUUAAAGCAGAGCCCCAAGCUCCUGCAGCAUCGCAGCCCAGUGAACCUCCCCUUGUCUUAAUACCCAGUAUCAAUAUUCAUUCGGAAAACACAGAAAAUAAAGGAGAAAUGGGUGCUUUGCCAAAACCUGAAACCAUACUGCCACCAGAGCCUGAAAAUGGAAAGGGAAAUGACACGGACUCAGGGACUGGGUCCACUGUGGAGAACAGCAGCAGUGACCUGAACUUGUCCAUCUCUAGCUUCCUGAGCAAAACCAAGGACAGUGGCUCGGUGUCUCUGCAGGAGACAAGAAGACAGAAGAAAACAUUGAAGAAAACACGUAAAUUUAUUGUUGAUGGAGUAGAAGUGAGUGUGACAACAUCAAAGAUAGUUACAGACAGCGACUCUAAAACCGAGGAAUUGAGGUUUCUCAGGCGUCAGGAACUUCGAGAGCUAAGGCUUCUCCAGAAGGAAGAGCAGAAAGCCCAGCAGCAGCUCAACGGGAAAUUGCAGCAGCAGCGCGAGCAGAUCUUCAGGCGCUUUGAGCAGGAGAUGCUGAGUAAGAAGCGACAAUAUGACCAAGAAAUUGAGAAUCUAGAGAAGCAGCAGAAACAGACAAUUGAACGACUAGAACAAGAACACACAAACCGCCUGAGAGACGAAGCUAAGCGCAUCAAAGGAGAGCAGGAGAAGGAGCUGUCCAAGUUCCAGAAUAUGCUAAGAAACCGAAAGAAGGAGGAACAAGAAUUUGUUCAGAAGCAACAGCAAGAGUUAGACGGCGCUCUGAAAAAGAUCAUCCAGCAGCAGAAGGCAGAGUUGGCCAAUAUUGAGAGAGAGUGCUUGAAUAACAAGCAGCAGCUCCUGAGAGCCCGAGAAGCUGCAAUUUGGGAGCUUGAAGAACGACAUUUACAAGAAAAGCACCAGCUGCUUAAACAGCAACUUAAAGAUCAGUAUUUCAUACAGAGACAUCAGCUGCUUAAACGCCACGAGAAGGAAACAGAACAAAUGCAGCGUUACAAUCAACGACUUAUUGAAGAAUUGAAAAACAGACAGACUCAGGAACGAGCUAGACUGCCCAAGAUUCAGAGAAGUGAAGCCAAGACACGAAUGGCCAUGUUUAAAAAAAGUUUGAGGAUUAACUCAACAGCUACACCAGACCAGGAUCGUGAAAAAAUUAAACAGUUUGCUGCACAGGAAGAAAAGAGACAGAAAAAUGAGAGAAUGGCUCAGCAUCAAAAACACGAGAGUCAGAUGCGGGACCUUCAGUUGCAAUGUGAAGCCAACGUCCGAGAGCUGCACCAGCUGCAGAAUGAAAAAUGCCACCUGUUGGUUGAACAUGAGACUCAGAAACUGAAGGAGUUAGAUGAGGAGCACAGCCAAGAGCUCAAGGAGUGGAGAGAGAAGCUGAGGCCCAGGAAGAAGACACUGGAGGAAGAGUUUGCCAGGAAACUUCAGGAACAGGAAGUGUUCUUUAAAAUGACCGGGGAGUCCGAAUGUCUCAACCCCUCAGCGCAGAGCCGGAUCUCCAAAUUCUACCCUAUUCCCACCUUACAUUCCACUGGGUCAUAGCGGCAGCAGUGUCCUCAUCUGGAUUUGCCUUCUGAGUGCGUCAUUGUGUUCUCCUCUUCUCCCACGUGUGUGACUACAAAGACAAUCGCCUGCUUCAUCUUGGUUUUUAGAAUUUCUUUCUUGGAUUUUAUUGUUAAACAAAGAUGAAGGGCAAACGAACUAAGAUAGAUGCUAGGCCACGCUGCAGCGUAGAUCUGCAGUGAAUCCCUAAGGUGAUUCUGUGUAUCGACCUUAGAUACCGUAUUCUUUAACACUCUUAGUGAAAACUGCCAGAGACAUAAUGUUUAAAGUUAUUUGGAAAACAUAUCUGUUACAUCACUAAGUAUUAAAAAAUAUUGUUUUAUCUGAUUUCUCAAUGAUGCUAAAUUCUAUAGAUAGGAUUCUGCUGUAGAAUUGGAAUAAUUUUCUUUGGUAAACCAACUCUUAUUUUAAAAAAGCCAUGAGUUACAGAAAUACAUUAUUGAUUGAGUACAUAGAUAUAUUUUUAUCACUAAACAGAAUCAAAAUCUUUUAAAAGAGAAAAGUUAUUUCAGUAAUUUGUCACAAACAUUAGCCUGUGUGGAUAGGAGCUAAUUAUUAAGGUGCUAAUUUUAUUAAGAUAGUGCCUAAAACACUAAAUUUUAAAUAUAUGUAAAUGGGGUUUUCCUUUUGGUCAAUAGGAACAAAGUACCCUUCUCACUGAGCAUCACUUCUCAAUAGAAACUUACAUCCUAAAACAAAGGGAAGAUGGAAGGAUUGGCUUUAAAAUGUGAGUCGACUGAGCCUGUAGCUCAGCGAGUUCUGUCUAUCACUGGGAGCUCAGAUGGCACUGUGCCACAGUCACAGCUGCAGUUCUGAGGCUGGUCUUAGGGGACAUGUUUGUCCACAAAGGAUUUGCGUUCAUAUCAGGCAAACACACACCCAAAGUGACCCUGGGUCAUUCCCAGUGAGGUUAGUCAAGCGCAUUGUGGUUUUAGUUUGUCUCUGUUUAAAUUAACUGCUUUGAGUAGGAAAAGUCUGAAGUCUUUAUCAUGUGGUAGCUGGUCAUGUGACUGUUGAGGAAAUGCUCACGCUAAAUUCCUUUAGAAGUUCAGAGUCUCAGCCCCAUGUCAGGUCAACAGUGUUAUAAACAGCGCCUUUGUGAACGCUGCUCACUGCCUGCCAUUGGCAACCUGUUCUCUUCUAAGAGUGCUGGGUACCAAAUUGUUACCAGUGUUUAUAUUUCGAGGUUGGUGAAAAGUAGAAGUCUCAGUGUAAUGUGGGAACAGCAGUCCACGUAAGAAACUGUAGAUGUCUGUAGUACUUUCUUGCAGUUCAUUUGAAACUUUGGAUGCUGAGCUUUAUCUGGUUUAGAUGGUUAAAAAAUGCAUGUGUAAUUUUAAUUUUAUAAUUAUUUUGACAAGCAUAAUUUUUCUGGACAACCUUGUAGGUGGUAGCCUUAACUUUUAGCCAACUUUGUUUUUUUAUAUAAAUAUAUAUACAUAUUAUAUAUAUAAUGUAUGGUUGUAAAUUCAUACACUUAUCACAUGAAUAUGUUACUAUAUACAGAACUCUUAAUGCUUUAUUUUCAGAUGCUGGGUUGAAACUGUUUGAAAGCCUUUAAAUAUAUAUCUUUAUAAAGUAAUAUUUAGGAUGAUGAUGGAAAUUGUUUAUAUUGUUAUGAUAAAAGAUGGUAUUAUGUUGCCCAGUGUGUUUAAUGAGUUAUUUGAGGAGGAGAGGGGAGGCAGGCUCUCAGACCACUUUCUCCUUUAAGUUUUACAGAUCAGCUCCCCAGUCAGUGGGUUUUCUUUCCGUUGCAUUCAGGUAAUCCAGACAUGAUUUGAUCUGAGCGUCUCCCCUUCCUGUUCUUGACAUUCAAAGUAUUGUAUCUGGGAGGGAGGGCAAAGGGUGUCUCCCUGCUCCUGCUUGGAGUUUUCUUUCAAACAUGGCGGCUGCCUUCCUGUGUGUGCAGGGACUGUUAGUGGAGCACACUCAUCUCAGCACUUCAGGUUAUGUGUAGGACGUGUUUGUAACAGAACAUGCUGUUUCCAAGCAAACUUGCCUACUCCUUCUAAGGCCUUACCCCAAGUAGAUAAUGGUGAUUGUUCUCUCCUGCAUGAAGUACAGGUGGGGAGGGGCCAAGGGGCAGAGGCAUCUGUUCAUACGGUGAGUCUAUUCCUGUUUAGGUCGCUUGGUUGCUGUGGCAGAAUGUGCCAUGCAGAGCAUAAAGGGAAUUGUCAACAGUCACCUCCCCAUUCCCUGCAUGCUGUGGACACACCUCAUCCCUCCCCACCUCUGCAGGUCCAGCUCCUAGAGCUCGUACAGGGUUUCCUCCCUAACCCUGUCGAGGCUCAGGCCGUGGGCUGCUCCAUCAGCUGUUGUAUUAGGUGGAGUCGUAUCCAGCUCUUCCUUACCUUUUCUGUGUGAGGAGGAAGUUGGGAGUGUUUCUAGGUUGCUGACGAUACUGGAAGCUUCUCCCAUGUCAGGACACAGUGAGUGAGAACAGUAGGAAGCAGAACCAGAGCUACCUCUAAGCAGUGUUUUCUCAAGCACGCGCUCUCAGGCUCAGGAGACCCUCGUGGAGGCUCUCUGAUUUCUUGAGCAUCAGCAAGUCUCAGAAGUGAUUGUUUUUUGUAUUCUUCCCGCUCCCUCACACCUUCAUACUUUCCCCAUCCUACACUGUGCUUAUUAAAUGACAAAGACUCUUCUAAGAAGCCAAAUUUGGCCAAGUUAAUAGCUAAAAACAUUGCAGAAUAGAACACCUAGAGCUGCUGUGGAAGAAGGGGCCUCAGCUCUCUGACCCUUCUGGUCCUCCCUGGAGACGAUCAUGCAGGAUGCGGGGUGGUGAUUUUUAAUGCUUCUCGUAAGACAGGCCACAGUUGAUGCCUCUGCUGUCCUGUUCUUUGGCUGACAUGGUUUUAAUAAUGCUUUAAAAUUUCUGCUACAAAGCUUGGAGUAAAGUGUUUUACCAGUUUCAAAUGUUGGCUGCAGCUUAAAAAAUGUGAUUCUUUGCAGUAUAAUAAGUUCACAAGCUAAGUUUUCAAAGAGAAUUUUGUUUCACAGUAUGCUUCUUGUCUAUUUGGGAUCAGAAACAUGCCUUUUCAAUCAUGGGAUUGUUAAACAAUAAAAUUAUUUCUUAAUCUA